UAACAACCGAGCGCGUCCCCGCGUCCCAGACCUGCGACCGAUCCCGUCUCCCGUGGUGCCCCCUCCUCCUCCUCCUCUUCAUCGCACUCCCCCGACUGCUCCUCCUCCUCCUUCUCUUGCCCUCUUCCCCAGAUUUGGGAGCUCUCCUUUAUUUUGAGUUUCCACCACGGCUCUGAUCAUGAGGAGCCACGGUGCCCUCCACGCUUCCUCCCGGCUGUGAACCGGUCUCCGCAUCCAUCGCGAUCCCGUGCGUAAAAGCGAAGCGAGCGGCGACGCAGAGAGGGAUCAGUGCCCCCCCACCCCCCGGUCCCCGAUUCCAUCGAGCAGCAGCGGCACAUUUCUUUUUGUCUGUGCUGGACUCGCAGCGGCUUCGCAUCCUCUCCGGGCUCCGCUGUUGCAGGAGCGAAACCGAACGCAGAUCUCCAUGUCGCGUGUUCUCCAGCAGCCGGAUAUUUAACCUGUUUUUUGUUUUUGCUCUUUUCUCUCCACGAGCUUUAUUUUUGGGGGGUGGGUGGGUUUGUUUUUGGCACCAUGGAGUCGGUGGAGAAGGAGUGUGGAGCGCUGGGUGGAUUAUUCCAGGCCAUCGUGAACGACAUGAAGAGCUCGUACCCUGUUUGGGAAGACUUCAGUGCCAAGGCCACAAAGCUGCACUCUCAACUCAGGACCACAAUUCUGGCAGCAGUGGCCUUUUUAGACGCCUUUCAGAAGGUGGCGGACAUGGCCACCAACUCCAGAGGUGCCACCAGGGACAUUGGCUCCGCUCUGACGAGGAUGUGUAUGCGACACCGCAGCAUCGAGGGAAAAUUGCGCCAUUUCACCAAUGCUCUUAUGGAAGGUCUGGUUACACCGCUUCAGGACAGAUUAGAGGAAUGGAAGAAGACGGCAAAUCUGCUGGACAAAGACCACGCCAAAGAAUACAAGCGCUCUCGUCAGGAGAUUAAAAGGAAGUCGCUGGACACCAUCAAGCUCCAGAAAAAAGCAAGAAAAGGCCGGGGCAACCUGCGCCCCCAGCUGGACAGUGCCAUGCAGGACGUGAGUGACCUGUACCUGCUGAUGGAGGAGACGGAGAAGCAGGCGGUGCGCAGAGCCCUGCUGGAGGAGAGAAGCCGUUACUGUUCAUUCAUCACCCUGCUGCAGUCUGUGGUGACUGUAGAGAUUGCCAUGCUGGGAGAGAUCACUCACCUACAGCCUAUAGUGGACGAUCUCACUGGUUUGACUGAAGACCCACACAAGCUGCCGCCGGCCAGUGAGCAGGUGAUCCGGGACCUGAAAGGCUCAGACUACAGCUGGUCGUACCAGACCCCCCCCUCCUCCCCCAGCAGCGCUAACUCCAGGAAGAGCAGCAUGUGCAGCCUCCUCCAGAUGCCCUCUGCAGGAGCCCAUCGGCUCAGCAGUGUGUCCUCCCACGACUCUGGCUUUGUCUCCCAGGAUGCCAACACCCACUCCAAGCCUCCAUCGCCCAUGCCGUCUGAUAUCACCAGCCAGAAAUCAACCAGCUCAGCCUCCUCUGAGGCUUCAGAAACCUGCCAGUCUGUCAGCGAGUGCAACUCUCCUACGGCGUUUGGCUCAUGCUCAUCCUUCGGUACCUUCCGCCCUGCUUUCUCUCACACUGGCACCAUCAGGCCUCUCUCUGUCAUACUUCCUGCGUCCCCCACAUUUAAUCACUCCCCUGGAUCCAACACCCCCUCUCCCACAUCCAAGGUUCCUAGCUGGAAGGACUGGGCCAAAUUGAGUUCCUGCGAGCCGUCGCUGGCCAGCACUCUGCAGCGUAGGAGGGAGUCUGUGGAGAAGAUGAGAGACCUGGAGGCGCCGCCCAGUCCACAUGGGUAUUCUGGGAUGCAACCAGAUGAUUCACACCGAGGUCGACUUGGCCCAGCGAGCAAGCAUGGCGAGCCCCUCUCUCCAGCAGCCAGCACUCUAGCGAUGGUCCUGACCAGAGGCCUGAGUAUGGAGCAGCAGCAGAAGAGCAGCAGGGACUCUCUGCAGUACUCGAGCGGCUACAGCACUCAGACCAACACCCCGUCCUGCUCCGAGGACACCAUCCCCUCACAAGGUUCGGAUUAUGAGUGCUACUCACUCAAUGGGGAUGCUGACAGCGAAGGGCAGGCAGACUUUGACAAGUCCUCCACCAUCCCACGCCACAGUAACAUUGCUCAGAGCUACCGCCGCAUGAUCCAGACCAAGAGACCUGCCAGCACAGCCGGUCUGCCUGCAGGUAAGACCCUGCAGGGGACCCCCAACGGUGCGGGGGGGAGCAGCUCAGGAGCCAUCACCUCGGGGACAGCCACGAUUCGCCGGACUCCAUCCUCCAAAACCGGCGUGAGACGCACGCCAUCCACAUCUGGCCCCAUUCCCAUUCGGCCCCCCAUCGUGCCGGUUAAAACCCCCACAGUACCAGACUCUCCGGGGUAUGGAAGCCCGUCACUGCAUGGUACGGGCAGCGAGGAGUUUCUGUACGGGGAUGACCUAUCUGCUAACGACUACAUGAGGGCUUCUCCAAAGCGGAUGAGCCUCCCUGACACAACUUGGGGCUUGGGAGGAGGAGGAGGAGGAGGAGGAGGAGGGGGAGGGGGGGACAGGACUUUUUAUGCCCAGCAGGCUGCUGGCAUGGCCGCCCACAGUGCUGAGGAGGACCCUCAGCUCGCGGCCAACCGCCACAGCCUGGUGGAGAAGAUUGGGGAGCUGGCAGCGAGUGCCCACGCCCUCGGGGAGGGUCAGUUCCCUUUCCCCAGCUUGCUGCUGGGGGAGGCGGCUCAGCCUGCACCCCAGGAUCUGUCCUCCGUGACCCAGGAGGACUUGGACGUGCUGGUGUCAAUACGCCGGGGAGUGAGGCUCCGCAAGACGGUGACUGACGACAGGUCGGGACCCAGGAUCCUGCGGUAGCUGGAGGAGAGGAAGGCUGUGAAGCAGCUGUGUCCUUAUUGACAAACUGAAGCUUUGUAGUAAAAUGCAACAGCGCUCAUGUAAUACAUGAACUGAGGCACAAGGAGGAUGUAACAUGUGGUGAAUGAAGGCCAGUCGACUGACGUGAUGAGUGACCACGAACUAUGUCAAGUCAUUUCAUUUUAUGUCAUGUAUGUAUCGUGUACGUACAAAGUAAUCCAUAUUUUUUGGUUUUUAUUCUUCUGUUGUUUUUUUGUGUGGCUGUGCGUCUCUGCUCCCUGUGUGACCGGUAGUUUGAUCCCCGUCAGUCCCUGUAGACCCAGUGGCCGAGACGUCACAGGUCUGAACGCUGUGUGUCCUUGUUCUUGCUCUUAUGAUUAUUAUAAUAUUGUGCGUUUCUCUGAACAUGGCGACCUGUCUGUGUGAGGCCGUCUGUGUGUGUUGUGUUUCUCAUCAUUACUGUACAAGUACCGUAUUACUGUUUUGUUUCAUAAGCUGAACAGCAGCUGUGUAAGUCAUGUAAAAUGGAGCAAUAUGGCAGUGUUUUUAUUGCUGUACUGUACUGUCAAUAUAUUCUGCAAUUAAACAGGCUUUUUAUUGUUAA
This is a messenger RNA of Platichthys flesus (European flounder), 3487 nucleotides long. It is a transcript of the gene mtss1la, whose product is annotated as MTSS I-BAR domain containing 2a. Bases 532 to 2883 code for a protein of 783 amino acids. Gene Ontology annotation, cellular component: cytoplasmic side of plasma membrane; actin cytoskeleton. Gene Ontology annotation, molecular function: actin binding; phospholipid binding. The transcript is spliced from 15 exons. Gene Ontology annotation, biological process: plasma membrane organization; cell projection assembly. The record is from RefSeq and is a predicted model, not a curated record. NCBI's taxonomy places the organism in Eukaryota, Metazoa, Chordata, Actinopteri, Pleuronectiformes, Pleuronectidae.